This is a messenger RNA of Coregonus sp. 'balchen', 4915 nucleotides long. NCBI's taxonomy places the organism in Eukaryota, Metazoa, Chordata, Actinopteri, Salmoniformes, Salmonidae. The record is from the annotation of a GenBank genome assembly.
AUGUUCGGCAGCAUCUGGGGAUACUUCUACACAUCCUUCCUUAGAUACUGGCUGAAGUGGUUCAUCAGACAGGUGACAGGGAAAUGCGAGCUGCAAAGGAUAUGUGCCGGCUACAAGCCUGGGGCACCAAGGACAAUGAAAGCAGGUGAGUGAGGUUACAUUCUAGAGCUAAAUGGUUUUCAUUAGAACAUGUUUUUAAAUGUUUUGUUACGGAAAAACAACAAUUAGCGUUUCUUAUUGGACAAGUCCAGAUAGUCCUCCCUGUUUUUCCUCCAUUCGGUACCUAAUGAACACGACCUUUAUGAAAACAAGUUGUCAGUUGUGCUAUUCAUGAUCAUUUUGAACUAUUUUUAACCUGUCAUUUGAUCUUUCUUGACUCAGAAUACUCGCUCAAGAACUCCAAAUGUAAGGUAAGCAUUGGAAAUCAUUCUUCACUUGAUUUUUACUUAACUAGUCAACCAUGCAUAAUGCAUACCUGCUUAUCAUACAGACAGCCACAAUUAACUGUUACAUUUAACCCACUUAAGAAAUCAAUUGAUCAGUACCCGGAUGGUUGUUAAUCUUGUCAUGCUAAGCACAUUCUUAUCAACAGUCCAUGGGCGGUUCCAUUGUAACAGAGGGAUGCGGAGACUCCCAAUUUUUCACUUUAAAAUGAAUGCCAAACAAAAACCAAUGAUUGCAAAGUUAGACAAACCAUUCAACUUGUUACAAAAACACAUUUAGUUGAAGAACAGUGCAGAUGCAAAGUUUGGUAAUAAAAGGACGGUUUGUGCUGUCAUUCCGUUACCAAACUUUGCAUUUGGACUGUUGGAAGUCGUCCUUGUGCAGGGAGUUGUAUGAUUUGCUGAACUUUGAAAUCAUUGGUUUUUGUUGGGCAUACAUUUUUAAAGGGAAAAAUCUGAGUGUCAGAAUCACUCUGUUUCUGUGGAAUUUCCCCCAUACGAAGUUAAGGCAGUAGGUAAUGCAUAGUUGGUGGUUCCAUCAUCUGACCUCAAUGCUCAUCGUCCAUGUUAAGACCGCAUAGUCUGUAGGAGAAGUACUAACACAGACUCUGACCUGUUACCAUGGAUGAGAUUGUGUUGUAUAACUAAUCACACCAUCUCUCUCUGUCCCUGCUUUCUUUUCCCCUCCCUCUCUCUUCCUCUCUCCUUCCCUCUCUCUCUUCCUCUCUCCUUCCGUCUCUCUCUUCCUCUCUCCUUCCUCUCCUUCCCUCUCUCUCCUUCCGUCUCUCCAGGUCUUAAGAGCUGCUGUGGAGGUGGAGGAGGAUAGUUUGGAGAAGUGUCUGGAUCUUAUCAUGAGGGAAAAGAAUGUCAAAACGCAGAGGGAUCCCACGUCAGUCUUGUUAGCCUUUACUUACUGUUUUAUGAAUAUUUUAUAUGUAUUUAUGACUAAUGUGUGUGUGUCUCUUUGGUCCUAGGUUUAAGAUGAAUCUGAAGCUGUGUCUCUUACAAAUAACGGGAUACAGGAACUUAUUCACGUCCGUGGAAGAGUUGAGGAAGGAGACCUUUGACUCGGAUAAAGUAGAACACGAGGAAAUGCUUUUGAAGGUACUGCAGCAGUUCUUUUUUUUUUUAUGUCAAUGACCAGCAUGGAGCAAUGGAAUGUUUCUGGAUGAGAUGAUUCAACAUGACUGUUUCAAACUUUUAAUACCCAUCUCUAUUUAAAGGUAAGUGUAAAGUAUUAACAGGAAUGGACUUGUCUGACUCUCCAGUUAUGGGACCUGUUGAUGCCCGAGGUCAAACUGGAGUCCAGAGUUACCAAACAGUGGGGCGACAUUGGUUUCCAAGGCGAUGACCCCAAGACUGACUUCCGAGGAAUGGGCAUGUUGGGCCUAACCAACCUUGUGUGAGUAAUGUUGUCUGAAUGACUGUCGUCCUUAACAAUCUAACCUUGUUCAUCAGUAUUCUGAAAAGUGUUUUUUGGGGGAGGGUAGAUUUCUUAAUUUAAUUUUUAAUUUUUUUGUCAUUUAGCAGACGCUCUUAUCCAGAGUGACUUACAGAAGCAAUUAGGGUUAAGUGCCUUGCUUAAGGGCACAUCGACAGAUUUUUCACUUAGUCGGCUCGGGGAUUAGAACCAGCGACCUUUCGGUUACUGGCACAAUGCUCUUACCCACUAAGCUACCUGCCGCCCACUAAUUAAUAUAGUUUUCAUUCUAUAUCCUGUAUAUUACAGGUUCUUUAGUGAGAACUACACUGAAAAGGCUCGGCAGGUGCUGUCCCACGCAAACCAUCCCAAACUGGGGUAAGGAAUACGUCAUUACCUAUUGAACUGUUCUUUAUAUGUCAGCUAUGGUUCUGUUGCACAUUUCAGUAUAUUCACUCAUCUAUCAGUAGUCGCAUUAGUUUUAGCUCGCCCAAGGUACUGGGUGGGUGGAGUUUACACAUUGAGACCAUUCCAUUGGUCCUAAAGUGAAACCUCUGCACACAUGGGCACCAGACGAGCAAAAACAAGCACACUCAACAUAUUUAUAACCUUUUAAGGAUUAGCAUAUGUGUCAUGUUUCAGGUACUCAUAUGCCAUAGUGGGUAUCAACCUGACGGAGAUGGCGUACAGUUUACUGAAGAGUGGUGCUCUCAAACCCCACUUCUACAACACUGUGUCUGGGAGACCCCAACUGCAGCACCUCCAUCAGCUGUACUGUAAGUGGGUGCUAAUCGUGCUCCACUCUUUUGUUUGUCAGUGGCGUAGGGGCCUAACCAUUGAUUAUGUCAGAGGAGGACGUUCCUCAUUAUUUGUUUCAAAUCAAAUUGUAUUUGUCACAUGCGCCGAAUACAACAAGUGUAGACUUUACUGUGAAAUGCUUACUUACGAACCAUUUCCCAACAAUGCAGUUAAAAGGUAUGAAAAUUAACAAAUGGAUAAAAAUAAAAUAGUAACAAUAAAAUAACGAGGCUAUAUACAAGGAGUACCGGUACCUAGUCAGUGUAAUAGCAGAGAGAACAAACUGUGACUUGGGUGGCUGGUGUCUCUGACCAUUUUUAGGGCCUUCCUCUGACACCGCCCGGCAUAGUGACGUCAUCGUUCUGUUGUAUUCAUUUAUUCAUUCAUUAGUUUCAUUCCCUUUAUUCAGCCAUGAUAGUCCACUCAGUAACACAUGCAACUGUUUUUAAGGGAGUCCUGGGAACUACAGUGCCUUCAGAAAGUAUUCAUACCCAUUGACUUAUUACACAUUUUGUGUUAACCCGAGUUCAAAAUGGAUUUUUUUUAAAAAUCUCUCACCCAUCUACACACACUACCCCAUCAUGACAAAGUGAAAACAUGUUUUUAGAAAUUUUUGCAAAUGUAUUGAAAAUGAAAUCAGAAAUAGCUAAUUUUCAUAAGUAUUCACACCCCUGAGUCAAUACAUGUUAGAAGCACCUUUGGCAGUGAUUUACAGCAGUGAGUUUUUCUGGGUAAGUCUUUUAGAGCUUUCCACACCUGGAAUGUACAAUAUUUGCACAUUAUUCUUAAAAUAAGUCAAGCUCUGUCAAGUAGGUUGUUGAUCAGUGCAAGACAGCCAUUUUCAAGUCUUGCCAUAGAUUUUCAAGCCGAUUUUAAGACAAAACUGUAACUAGGCCACUCAGGAACAUUCAAUGUAGUCUUGGUAAGCAACUCCAGUGUAUAUUUGGCCUUGUGUUUUAGGUUAUUGUCCUGCUGAAAGGUGAAUUUGUCUCCCAGUUUCUGGUGGAAAGCAGAUUGAACCAGGUUUUCCUCUAGGAUCUUGCCUGUGCUCUUUUCCGUUUUUUUAUUUUUAAUCCCAAAAAACUCCCUAGUCCUUGCCGAUUUUAUAAGCAUACCCAUAACAUGAUGCAGCCACCACCAAGCUUGAAAAUAUUAAGUGGUACUCAGUGAUGUGUUGGAUUUGCCCCAAAUAUAACACUUUGUAUUCAGGACAUAAAGUUAAUUUCUUUGCCACAUUUCUUGCAGUUUUACUUUAGUGCCUUAUUCCAAACAGGAUGCAUGUUUUGGAAUAUUUUUUAUUCUGUACAGGCUUCCUUUACACUCUGCCAAUUAGGUUAGUAUUGUGGAGUAACUACAAUGUUGCUGAUCCAUCCUCACUUUUCUCCUAUCACAGCCAUUAAACUCUAACUGUUUUAAAGUCACCAGUGGCCUCAUGGUGAAAUCCCUGAGCCGUUUCCUUCCUCUCCGGCAACUGAGUUUGGAAGGACGCCUGUAUCUUUGUAGUGACUGGGUGUAUUGAUACACCAUCCAAAGUGUAAUUAAUAACUUCACCAUGCUCAAGGAUAUUCGAUGUCUGCUUCGACCAAUAGGUUCCCUUCUUUGCGAGGCAUUGGAAAACCUCCCUGGUCUUUGUGGUUGAAUCUGUGUUUGGAAUUCACUGCUCGACUGGGGGACCUUACAGAUAAUGAUAUGUGUAGGGUACAAAGAUGAGGUAGUCAUUCAAAAAUCAUGUUAAACACUAUUAUUGCACGCAGUGAGUCCAUGCAAUUUAUUAUAUUACUUGUUCAGCACAUUUUUACUCCUGAACUUAUUUAGGCUUACCUAAAGGGGUUGAAUACUUAUUGACUCAAGAAAUUUCAGCUUUUUAUUUCUAAUUAAUUUGUAAAAAUGUAAAGACAAAAUUCCACUUUGACAUUAUGGGGUAGUGUGUGUGGGCGGGCCAGUGACACAAAAUCUCUAUUUAAACCAUUUUAAAUUCAGACUGUAACACAACAAAAUGUGGAAAAAGUCAAGGGGUGUGAAUACUUUCUGAAGGCAAUAUAUAUUGUUGUUAUGCUGUCUAUAAACCCCUAACUCUGUCUUUGCCCUCCCUGCUUCAGGUUACCUGGUGUACAAGUUUGAUAAGUUCUGGGUGGAGGAGGAGCCUGAGAGCAUCAUGGAGUUCAACCACUACAGGGAAAAGUUCCACGACAAUAUCAAGAUUCAACUACUGGACCCUGCCGUCGCCCUGACAGAUAGUCCAAGAAGCACCUGA